Penicillium maclennaniae is the source of this 1338-nucleotide messenger RNA. RefSeq lists its product as uncharacterized. The record is from RefSeq and is a predicted model, not a curated record. The transcript has 4 exons. Lineage: Eukaryota; Fungi; Ascomycota; Eurotiomycetes; Eurotiales; Aspergillaceae. The coding region runs from base 1 to 1338 and encodes 445 amino acids. Gene Ontology annotation, cellular component: endoplasmic reticulum membrane; mannosyltransferase complex. Gene Ontology annotation, molecular function: GPI mannosyltransferase activity; alpha-1,6-mannosyltransferase activity. Gene Ontology annotation, biological process: GPI anchor biosynthetic process.
AUGGCUUCAAUUGGUCGCUCGCCUAUCUCGGCGAGCCUUCUGCGCCUGAGACAAUCCUAUUCGAAGCUUGACGCUGGCUUUUUGGCCGUGGUUGCCUGUCCUGGCCCUGGUUACGAUACCUCCACCACUUUACUUUCCUACCAGCAUGCAACACCUGAUAAUCAGACCGAGCCUCUCACAUGGUCCUUGAAAUUUGCACGAUGGGAUUCAGUCUAUUUUCUGCACAUCGCCGAGCAGGGAUAUGUCUUUGAGCAGGAGUGGGCUUUCGGUUAUCCCAGAGUGUUGGGUUGGUUUAUUUCAGGACUUCGCAUGUCUGGGGCAGAAGGCGGGCAAAUCAACACGGCACUCGUGGGUGUAGUGUUGUCCCACGUUGCGCAUUAUCUCUCCAUUUUGGCUCUGUACCGUCUCUCGGUCAAUAUAUUUGGUCAUGCGACAGCGGCCCAGAAACUCAUCUGCUUCUUGUCGGCGGCGCUACAUAUCAUCUCCCCGGCUGGAGCAUUUCUUUCAGCACCGUAUGGUGAAUCCUUAUUUUCCCUUCUGAACUUUACGGGCUUUUACCUCUACACCUCUUCACUUAUCAACGAGCAUAACGGUAUCACUGUCUUGCGGGAUAUCCAAGUCCUCACGGCUGCUGUAUUGUUCGCUCUUGCCACGAUUGUCCGCAGCAAUGGUAUUCUGAGCGGAUUCGUGUUUGCAUAUGACGCCUGUAUGGUGGCCUGGACAACCCUGACCCAGGGUCCAUCUCUUCACAAAACCCGUUACUUAACGAUCAUGAUCCUGGGUGGCUGCAUUAUCGCCUUAGGCAUGAUGGUGCCCCAGAUCUUGGCCUACCGCACGUAUUGCAUGUCUGAGACGUAUCUUCGGCCCUGGUGCAGCUCGCCCUUGCCCAGUAUCUACGGCUGGGUUCAGGGACACUAUUGGAAUGUUGGGCUCUUCCGGUACUGGACGGUAUCGAACCUUCCUCUCUUCUUGCUGGCAACACCGGUCCUAGUGAUCAUGUGUCAGUCAUCUCUGUGGGCGAUGAAGGCUCCAUCUACCCUGCGCUCGGGAUCCAGAAAUCAUUCACCGUCAUCGGUCAGCCCCGGGUCAAUGCUAUUUCGACUGGCCGUGCCCCAGGGCCUCUUAGCAGUCAUGGCUUUGACGAGCUAUCACGUCCAAAUUAUCAACCGAAUUUCUUCCGGGUACCCAGUCUGGUAUUGGUACCUCGUUUCCAGCGCCAUGGACAGCUUCCAGGAUCACCUGAAGGGCCGUCGCGGUCUCAUGAACGCCGCGCAAACCAUGGUGGCCUACGUAUUGAUCCAGGGAGUUCUCUUUGGUUCUUUUUUGCCUCCGGCUUGA